UCGUGAAUGUCCGUGAACUCUGAUGGGUUGCUGUUAGGAGGCGAACUAAAUGGCGAUUGUUUUGUUUGUCGGUACGUGUUUGUCCUCGUCUUGAUAAUAGAUAGAUUAUCGGGUGCCACCGAGUGUGUCGCGGAUUCCAGUGUUUGCGAUUUAAUCAGUGCUCUGUAGUGGUGACUAGCUUGCAUCGAACGAGUACGGAAAAUUUCCGGCCCAAAUUAAGUGCCAAUUUUUCCUUUGCAUUCUGGUGCGCGAAGGGGGUGGCACAAUCAAGUUUCAAACACUGAAACUGGUGAAUGCAUUAGUAUUGCACAUAUUAGUAUACGUAGCUAUCAAACUAAGGCUGGGCUGGUAUGACAUUUUACAUGUACUGGCGGAAUAGAUAAACACACCAGCAGCCUAGGAAAGAGGAAAACAACCCCCUAUGAUCGAUUGCUGCGGCGACGACGACGAAAGCGGAGCGGAACGGAAUUACAUCUAUCUUGACCCGAUCGGGUGCGAUUAAAUGUAACGCAAAACGCAAGUGCUGCUGAAAGUUUGUUUUGACGAUGUUUGUUGGUUAGUGGAGAUUUGCAAUUUUCCGGAUGAUUCGGUGUUCUGUAGUGCCUCAUAUUCCUGAAUCUGUUCCCUGGUUUGUGCUAGUGUUGGUGUGAUUAUUGUGCAAGGUUUUCCAGAUACUUAAGCCGUAGAAAAAGUUGGUCCACUGGUUCAAGGCGUUGGAAAAUUCCUAUGCAAAUUAUACCUGAGCAAGGAGGAUGGCGAUGCAAUGUUUGGAUUGAAACAUGUUUAUGAUAAUAGUUUUACAUAAUGUUGUUUUAUUUUCGGUGAUUGGAUUAUUGUAACAGUGUACUAGUGUGAGUAGCACCGGUUUGUGAUAGCGGUUGCUGUGUUACUAUUACGAACCAAUUAUUGUUCAAAGUACGUAAACAAUGCAUAGUUUUACGCAUCGUAUAUAGACUACCAGAGCUCGACGGUAUCGGGUGGUGUUUCGGUAGUGGCGCAGAAGUAGGCUGACCUUCUUGGCAGUGGUCAUCGCACACAAACAUCUGUUUUUUUUCACCGCUGCUUUGGCAAAUGAUAUAAAAAUAGAGCGCCACAGAGCUGGUUCCAAUUGACAAACAUCGUUGCAUUGAUUCCGCCAGCAGACGGCAUCAUUCCAGGGGGUACAGAAGACAACGAAGCGGUGUUGCCACCGCCUCCAGUAUUCAACAAUGAAGGAAGAACCGAACAUCAAAUCUUCGGCGGCUGCCGUCCCGGAAGGGAACGCUCCACCCCCGAGGCAUAUCGAGGCACCCCAUCAUCAACGUCAACCACGCACAAUCUCGACCACCAGCUAUGACUCGGAGAGCGAUGAUAAUACGCAGCAAGGCUCCUCGUCCUCCGGUAAUGGCAGAAAGGACUCCGACGGGGAGCGGACGGAUGCCGGCGGGAGUACCGGUGCUUCCAAAUACGACUACGAUGACUCCAAAGCUGCUUGUAAAAUCCUGAAUGGCCGUGAGGCGAGAAAUCGGGCGGAGAAAAAUCGCCGGGACAAAUUGAAUGGAUCGAUCCAGGAGCUCUCUGGCAUCGUGCCCCACGUGGCGGAAUCACCCCGGCGGGUUGACAAAACGGCUGUGCUGCGCUUUUCCGCCCACGCUCUUCGGGUGGACUAUGUGUUUGGUAAAUCGCAGCCAGAGCCGGUGAAAGCAGUGAAGCCCGAAGUGCAGGACAGCCUAUUUCGCAUGCUGAAUGGGUUUCUGUUAACGGUGACCUGUAGAGGACAGAUCGUACUGGUAUCUGCUUCGGUCGAACAGUUUUUGGGACACUGUCAGACCGAUCUUUAUGGGCAGAACCUGUUCAAUCUGAUCCACCCGGACGAUCAUAAUUUGCUCAAGCAACAGCUGGUCCCCAGUAACCUAGUCAAUUUGUUCGAAUCCCCGGCAACGACAUCAGCAGCACCCGCAGCACGGCCAGCCACACCAGCCGAUGGCAGCGAGGAACUGCACCGGAGAUCGCAGGAAGAGGAGGAGGAAAUCGAUCGCAAGCUGAGACAAGAUCGCAGGAAGUUUUCGAUCAGGAUCGCCCGUGCGGGCCCCCGAUCGGAGCCAACGGCAUACGAGCUAGUCACGAUCGAUGGGUGCUUUCGGCGAGCAGAUGCCGCGCCUCGUGGAACCAAACCGAGCGGACCUUCCGGCCUUCAGUUGUUAAGGAGGGCACGAGGUCGCGACGACGGGAUUGCACUUCAUAGCAUUAACGGGAAUGAUAUUGUUCUAGUGGCCAUGGCACGUGUCAUGAAGGUGCCAACCAUCUGUGAUCGACUGAUAGAGGCUUGCAAAUACGAGUACAAAACGCGCCAUCUUAUCGAUGGAAGAAUAGUGCAGUGUGACCAUCGAAUAUCGGUGGUAGCGGGUUAUAUGACCAACGAAGUGUCCGGCCUGUCGCCGUUUACUUUCAUGCACAAGGACGAUGUGCGGUGGGUCAUCGUGGCCCUUCGGCAAAUGUACGAUUACAACCAGAAGGAUGGCGAAUCAUGCUACCGGCUAAUGACCAGAACGGGUGAUUUUGUCUAUCUUAAAACGCGUGGCUAUCUUGAGGUUGACGACACGACCAAGGUAGUUCAGUCGUUCGUUUGCAUUAAUACACUCGUAUCAGAUGAGGAAGGCCGCCGGCUGGUUCGCGAGAUGAAGCGAAAGUUCUCGGUCAUCGUCGAUCAGGAAGAACUCCCGGAUGAAAGUGAUGAACCUUCGGUGGAAAAUCCACAACAAAUUGAACGUGCGGUGAUGAACUUAAUCACAAAUCUACAUGCGGUAGACGAAGACCCAGCUGACGGAUCGCAUUUGUUGUUCCCUCAGUCGCCGAUCACGGAUGCUUCUAGUAAAACUUCACUGGCCAUCAUUGCGCCUAAACCAAGAGAGGUCAGGUCGGCAAUUGUCAAAAGUAUGAAUGUUAUUGCGAUUGCCUCCAAGAAAAUGAGCGAAAAUGGCAACAAUUCGCCUGCGCGCGACGAGUCCGGCGCCAAUAGGAAGGGUCGAGAAGACUCAAAAAACAUCACAAGUGCCGAAACGCAACGUCCAUCCGUGCUGCAUAAAGUACAGAAUCAAAGCCCCGUCCCGGAAUCCCGCGUGCCACCGUUGCCAAACUCGGAACAUUACUUCACGCAGCCUUUCUCGCCAGCCAGUACCACCAGCUGUAGCAGCAGCAGCAGCAGUAGCAGUAGCAGUUGCAGUAAUUCCGUUCUCUCCCCCGCAUCACAGCAACAGUUCCAGCGGAACAGUCGAAGUCCAUUUGGAGGAAGUGUUCCACCUGCCUCCCCACCCGCCAUCGCAACCACCUCGGCAUCGUACUCGCGAAUAGCGCAUGUAGACAACACCGCAAGUGGCCAUACCCGAACCACCAGUGUGCUGAAGAGAACAUACAGCAACAGCAGCAUAUGCAGCAGUUAUGAUGACGGUGCUGGAAACACGGUCGAGUACGUUGAGCUGAAACGGUGUAAAGCUAGUCCUUCGGAUCUGAGUGCCUGUCUGAGUAAUUUGGUUAAUCCGGCGUCAGAUCUCACAACUAUGUUACCCAACGCACUGGAUGCGGUGGACCAGUCGCUACUGAGAAUGGAAAGUACGACUGCGAUUAUGCGCGAGCAAGUUAGUGAAUACGAAAGCCUGCAGCGCUCCCAGCAGAGACUUGAUCGGAUAGUGGAAGAACAGCAAGAGCAACGUGAAAUACUUCAGUCAAUUCAGCAAGAGUACACCUAUCAGAUCCAGUCGCACGGUGGUACAAACGGAAGUCCUCGCCGCGGUGAUACCGAGCGUGAUCCCAGCAUCAUCGAAGUCCCACAAGGAGCAGGCGCCGCAGUGAUGGUGAGAGCAGCCGACCUGGUACCGACCAUAGGCGCCGGCGCUAACCGGAACGGAGGGGAAUUCUUCAGCCCGGUUAACUCACCGGUAGAAGCGUUGAUUUGUCCCACAACGACACCGUCGGUUAUAACGACCGCCGGUCGUUCGAUGGCCGGUGGACUGUUCGGGCGGGGCGCUGAUUUGAAUUCAAGUUAAUGCGGGACCAUGCGAUGACGACGGACCAUUGAAAGAGCUUAUUUUGUUCCGUAGUGCCCGUCAGUAAUCCUGUGCAAUUUGUUUAGGCUGAGUGAACGGCACGACGGUCGGUUGGUUACCAAUGUUUAACGAAUGUCCUAAGUCCAAAACAUACAAAGAAAACACUAAAUUACGCGAGAUGUGUACAGUUUGUAUCAGGUGUAUGUACUAUGAUGAUUAGCGAAAAUGUGAGUGAUAUGAGUUUUUUCACAUUGAAAUUGAUAGUAUUGUUCCCAUCCAUGCAAUUUUCCAAGCUAGAGAAAAUUGACUAUAAUACAAGAUUAUAGCAAAUUACUGUAGUGAAGAGAGUCUUGAUAAACCAAUGGUACUGGACUUUAUAUAUAUACAUAGAUAGACAUAGAUUUGUUGCUAGUUUUUAAAAGUGUUUAAUUCUGAUUCAGAUUUUUUAAGAUUCCUAAUUUCAUAGCUUUAAUCCGAUAACACUCAGCGUGUCGACAAGAUACGAGAAACAAAGUCGACCUUUGCGUCGACCGGUCGUGUGGCCUUUCUUUACUGCGAGAGGGGCGAGCUUGUUUAAUUCGUGCAAUCCUAGCAAAUAAAGCACACAGAUGUUGUUUUCUUUUUAAUACCCAUUUUUGGAAUAGAAGACCCACUAUAUCUAUAUUAGACAAUUUUUUACCCAGGUGUGAACUGACGUCUAGAUGAGCUAAAUGAUAGAGUAUGUUACCUUUAUUUUACCAGGAAUGUAAAUGCGAUGUUAUCAAACAAAAUCAUUGAUUUAUAUUAACUAAAUAAAAACUACACAUACACACAUUCAACCAUUUCUGAAGCGAGAGCGGAUGGAUCAUAUGAACUUGUCUGUAUUGUUUAAUUUAGUGUUUAAGACUACACAAACUCAAAACACGUGGUGUAAUAUCUAAUGAAAUGAAAAUGAAAUCAUUGGUGGCAUGUAA
This is a messenger RNA of Topomyia yanbarensis, 4975 nucleotides long. Its product is annotated as basic helix-loop-helix ARNT-like protein 1. The coding region runs from base 1209 to 4022 and encodes 937 amino acids. NCBI's taxonomy places the organism in Eukaryota, Metazoa, Arthropoda, Insecta, Diptera, Culicidae. The record is from RefSeq and is a predicted model, not a curated record. The transcript has 11 exons. Gene Ontology annotation, biological process: regulation of transcription by RNA polymerase II. Gene Ontology annotation, cellular component: transcription regulator complex; aryl hydrocarbon receptor complex; cytoplasm. Gene Ontology annotation, molecular function: DNA-binding transcription factor activity, RNA polymerase II-specific; RNA polymerase II cis-regulatory region sequence-specific DNA binding; protein dimerization activity.